This is a messenger RNA of Camellia sinensis, 2511 nucleotides long. The record is from RefSeq and is a predicted model, not a curated record. Lineage: Eukaryota; Viridiplantae; Streptophyta; Magnoliopsida; Ericales; Theaceae.
AGCUGUUUUGUGUUGAGAUCUUCACCACACACGCAAGCGAUUUACGACUUCGAUUCUGUAGGCUCAGUGUAGAAUUUGGGUUCGAUUGGGAAAUUAGAUCUGCUUGAUCAUUCAGAAACUGUACAACAUAAUCAAGGCCUUGUCUUUGGGAUUUCCGAGAGAUAAGCAAAGAAUUUCUUGGAUAGUUAGAAAUAGGAAAACUAAUUUUGAAGGUGAAAAAGUUCACGAGUGAAGAGUUAAGAGAGAGGGAACAGGGAAGGGGGGGCGGGGGGGAGGCUGCUGAUGUCUUUUGACGAAGAUAACAAGCAAUGGAUUUGUGGAAAGGCCGGGACAGUGAGUCUACAUCGAGUCAGUUGUAUUGUUCGCGACAUUGGGGAGCCUUGUCUUCAUCAAUCACCUAUAAAGGUUGUUAUAGCUAUAAGUAAAAUGCUUAAGCCAGACAAGUGGCAGGCCACCUUUGACAGUGAUGGGAAGGUUUUUGGUUUUCAGAAAGCACUGAAGUCAAUUAUUCUGGGGGGUGUGGAUCCAUCUAUAAGGCCAGAAGUUUGGGAGUUUCUUCUGGGAUGUUACACUUUGAGCAGCACUGCAGAGCAUAGAAGGCAGUUGAGAACUGCCCGGAGGGAGCGUUACGGAGAUCUUAUCAAUCAAUGUCAGAUGAUGCAUUCAAGCAUAGGUACAGGUUCUCUUGCUUAUGCUGUGGGGUCUAAAGUCAUGGAUAUGAGGACAAUGUCCAAAGAUGGUGGUAGAAGUGAACCUCAGGUCAAAAGUAGACAUGCUUCAGAUAAUGCAAAGAGAUUGGAGAAUUACUGUGAUUGGGAUAAUAAUUGUACAGACACACCAUAUGCAUGUGAAGGGGAAAGCUCUAGUGAUUCAGCUGACCUUGCCAGUGUUAGAGGGAGCACGGAUAGUGCAGCAUAUGACUCCUCUUGUUUUAUACCUACUUCUGGUCCAUACAACUGCCAUUCCCCCAAACUUGGGAGUGAAGCACAUGGAUCACAAUAUGUAACUGAAAGUUAUUUUGAUUUUCCGCCCUUACCUGUUACAGAUUUGUUUGAGAAGAAUGGCAAAGAUGGGAAAGGACGUGAAUUCCAUGACAAUAGACUUUCUACACGGCGUAAAUUGCAAUUUGAAGAUGAUCAUAUGCAUAGUUUUCAAAUUAAUAACAAUGUAGAUCUAAUUAUGGAAUCAAAUGGUUCCUCAUAUAAUGAUGUCUCACGUCCUAUUAACUGUGAAAUUGAGAUGGUUCAUUCUGAUGCCCAUGAUCCUGCAUCAUCAUGGUCCAGUAAUCUGGAACAUAAAACAGAGAUAAUUAACGAACUAAGAAUAUCGGAUGUGCCAGAUACACCAUCUAUAAAUGCAACCACGUCUCAAGGGGGGCCUGUUAGUGAGGACAGAGUAUCCGAAUGGCUUUGGACACUGCAUCGAAUAGUUGUUGAUGUGGUCAGAACAGAUAGUCAUCUUGAGUUCUAUGAGGAUUCAAAAAAUUUAGCUCGAAUGUCAGAUAUUCUUGCUGUUUAUGCAUGGGUUGAUCCUGCAACAGGGUACUGCCAAGGUAUGAGCGAUUUGCUUUCGCCCUUUGUUGUUCUUUUUGAGGACAAUGCUGAUGCUUUUUGGUGCUUUGAGAUGCUUUUAAGGAGAAUGCGUGAAAGCUUUCAGAUGGAAGGACCAACUGGUGUGAUGAAGCAGUUGCAAGCACUGUGGCGUAUCUUGGAGAUCACAGACAAAGAAAUGUUUGCUCACCUUUCACAUAUAGGUGCUGAAAGCCUUCAUUUUGCCUUUAGGAUGCUGCUGGUACUCUUCCGCCGGGAGUUAACUUUCAAUGAGGCUCUUUGUAUGUGGGAGAUGAUGUGGGCUGCUGAUUUUGAUGAAUCUGUGUCUUGCAAUUUAGAGGAGAACUGCCUGGAGCCAUUAGUAAUAGAGAUUCCCAGGGAAUCAGGUGCCGAAAUGGGAGAAGAAAGCGUUGAGAAUGUAAAGGGUAAUAUAAAAGGUGUCUUACAAUCAAAUCAUGGAAAUGGAGAUCCCUCCAUAGCUGACAGCAGUGGAAUAAAAUCAGCAUCAACCCAUUCCUUUUGUGGAUUGACAAGAAAUUUCUGGUCAAAAAAUGAUCGCUUGCAUAUGUGCACAGUAGUAUCAUCUAGAAGGAAUGGUGAUGAUGAAUUACCUGUCUUUUGUGUAGCGGCAAUUCUUUUCACAAAUCGUCAGAAAAUAAUCAGAGAAACCAAUUCAAUUGAUGAUCUGAUAAAGAUAUUCAAUGAUAGAAUGCUUAAGAUCAGGGUCAAGAGAUGUGUUAAUACAGCCAUCAAACUCCGGAAAAAGUAUUUCUACAAGCUGAUCAAGAGCAGGAGCCCUGCAUCUCAGCACAAUGACUAGGGUAGCUUGGUUUCCCAUAUAUUUGUACGAAAGAUGCUCAACUUGGCACUUGAGUUGGUAGAGCUGUAAAUUCCAGUUUCAAGUCUGGGUGACAUGACCGAAUUUUGUUAUUUUAACUUUUAAUGAGGAGCAUAUAGUGAA